CGUGUUUUUGAAAACGUUUCCAACGACGCCAGAUUUUACAUGUCGUGUAAUUUAUAGAUGAGUAUUGCUAAUAAAAGGCAAUCUCGAGCUUCUGAGGCCAGACCUAAUGAAAGAGAUAUUUCCAGAGCUUCUGUACUUACAAAUCGAACGACACCGCGCAGUUGGAAGAAGACGGACACAGCUAGUAAGGACACAGAAAAGAUGGGCGGCGAACUCCCUCAUGUAAAAAAUUCAGGCACUGUAAAAUGUCACCAGACUAAUCAAAAACAAGUAGCGAACAGUACAUCUCGAAGAGCCUUCAGUGAUAAAUAUGCGAAAUGCACAAAUCUUGACAGAAUCAUAAAAAUCCAGACGGAAUUAAAGUCACCUAUCACUACAAAUCCUACACUCAGGUCGAAACGUGCAAUAUGCCUCAGGGAUGAAAAGGAUUUUUUAAUUAAUUUCGACAAAAAGUACUCUAUACAAAACUAUCAGCCUUUAAAGCCAAGUGAUAAUUAUUAUGUAAAUAGACCAGUUUAUAAAUAUCCCUACAAUAUGUUAUCAGCGAAAUUGAAGGUAGUCAAAAAGAGUACACCUGUUAACCAAAUUGACCAGGCAAGUUGUAAGGAUUAUACAUCACCGAAUGCAAGCCAAAUCUCAGCAUGGCUUAUGCAAUGCAAUAAUGCUUCUGUGACAUUAGGCGAUACAAAGGAAACAGGCACUGAGCCAAAACUAGCAGUUGAUAAUGUACAAACGAAUUUAGACUCAAAAAAGCACCUCACCAGUUAUACUUCUUCACAUUCUACUGUGCAUAAAUCCAAGGAUAUUGUACCGGAAUUAAAUAAAAAGCAUACUUUCGGCAAACAAGAGACAAGAUCGACUUCACAUUCAAAAAGUCCUAAUCUCAAGUGUCCUACCAAACAGUUGGUUCAUUCAAAUCUUAAAAUAUUGGAAGAACAAAGUAAACUGAAUGAUCUGAGGCAAAACCAAUCUAAUGCCACCUAUGAAAAUCAAAAGUCAACGAAAUCCUCAGACGAGAUCUUAGAUUACAACGAAUCAGAUAUAAGCAAAAGUGGCAACAACAUAAAAUAUUAUGAUGUUAAUUCAACGAAUGCAACUGACUGGGCUAGUGUUUCUUCAUCGGAAUGGGGUGAUGAUAUGUGCGAAUUUGAUCGACAACAGUCUUUUCGUGUACAUGAAAUGUUUGAAGAGAUUGAUCGUAUUUUAUUCGAUAAUCCAAAUUUCGAUUCACAAGAUUUGACGCCGCUCAGGUAUAACGCCGCUGUAAAUACUACUACUUCUACUGUCGACAAAGCCUACAACCAUGAAGUGAAUGCCAAGUCUUCCGAUAUGUCUAUAUUCUCAUACAUUAAUGAUUUAAAUGAGGAGAAUUUAAAACUGUUAUGCUUAAACCCGGUGGUAAAUCUGAAUUCGCCUUUACAAUACGCCCAACAUCUGGACAAUCCAAGUGGGAUUCAAGACCAUUUGUUCUAUGAAUGUAAAGAUUGGUUAUCCAGAUUUCCGCAUUUACGUGUUGUUGGUAAACAGAUUGUCGCCUCAGAAGGCUUCAAGUCUACAACGUGUACUGGACAGCCAGGUAAUUCGAAUAUCGUAUCAGAUUGCUCUAAAUGCACUGACCUAUCGUGUAUAACGGAUAAAUCUACGGAUACUGGUGGGCAAACACUCAGUGAGACGGGAUCAAGUGAUACACAAAAUAGAAUGACAAAUUCUGAAUCAGCUGUAACAGUAAACGCCAACUGCAUGGAUGAAGAGAUCUUUGCUAUGGAUGGGAAUUAUGAAGAACUUUUAAUUGAUAGUCAACAGAAAAACCUUGUGGAACGAAGAAAUAAAACACCGUCAGAUGAACAAAAGCGUCAACAGCACCAGCACCAACAUCACCAGCAUCAUGAGCAUCGUGAGCAUCAGGAUAAGUCAUCAGUUAGUGAUAGACGAAAAUCGAUCUCCAAAGAACAGGUGGAUAACAAGCAUCAUCAGCAUCAUCAUGAUCAUCGAAUCAGUGUUGUUAAAAAGCAUCUGCCGAAUUCAGUUGAAAUGAUCCUAAGUGUAAUAUCACAACACUUAUGGAAGGAUCUAAUGGAUUGGUUGAGGAUCAGUUUAGUUGAAAAUAUGUCUGCAGUCUCGAAUAAAGGUGAUGUCAAUGCAAUUUAUCAAAAAAAUAUCCCUCAUCAUACUUUCCCAUUGCAUCGACUGCGAGAUAGCAUAUUAUCGCGGUGUAGUUCAUCAGUCGGUGAUACACAGAACUCCUUAUCCUUGCCGUCAUUUCGCCUGUCUAAACAAACAAAGCCUGUGAACACGGAUAUGUCAACACUUGGCAGUGGUCAAACUACUGUACAGACUAAUGAGUUCAAUGCCGAGCUGUCUGAUCUGUUGCAGAUUUCAACCAAAACGUUACAAAUGAGGGAGAAAUCAAUUAUUCAUGAAGUCAGUGACAACGCCAAUCGAUUACAACCUACUGCGGCUAGCCACGUUGCGACAGACUCACUGUGUAACCAUCCGUCUACUACUACUACUACUGCAACUAGUUUGCACUCAUCCUCAGUGUUUAUGACAACGGUCACAACAUCAGUAUCACGUGUCAGUCCACAACCUGCAGGAGGUUCUUUUGUUACACGGCCUGUCUCCAGCUUGCAUUGUAAAUCUCCGCAUUAUUUAACACGUAAAUGUGUACCUACGGCUAGUAGUGGUUGUAUAACAGAAAUACCAAGUCAUAGUGGCUCUAGUGGUGUUGGGGUUGUUGGUGUUGCUGCUAACCUACACCAUAAUGGGAGACUUGCCCCAUUGGACAAAAUACGUACACCCUUACCACCACCACCGCCAAUACAAUAUUCUUCACGCUUAGAAGAGAAUACUAUAUUCUCCUCAACAACACCAAUAACACCGACGAUACAGCUGGCGAACACAGAAUCCUCUACUCACUCAACUGGUACAUCUGCUUUAUCCAGAUGUCAUAAUUUCAAUGGUAACCAGUUUUUGUCUUCCAUCAUAGUCGGGCCUACACCAUCGCCACCAUCUCCACUAGCAUCAACAACAACAACAACUAAUGCAAUCGGUCAAAAUAUUCAAACAUCGACAAUACCAGCCAAUAUUUUGGGUGAUGGUGCAGCUUCUCGUAGUGUCAUUCUGCCACCGUUAUCUAAUUGUACUGUUAACUCCUCAUCAACAACAAUCAACACAAUUCCAGUAUCGAAUACUUCAUCGAAUCCGUUAACUAACACAGGAUUAAGCCUCCCAAGUCCUAAGAAUAAUUUGUCUCUAGCCCCUAAAACUGGAUUUGCGUUGCAUCAGCACGCUGGACAAGUCAAUCAACAUCCACCAUAUCUGCAUAAAGGUAUUAGUGGAAAUUUAGUUGCACAACAGAAUACUAAUAAUAGUUCUGUAAAUACAUCUGUAUAUACUCAAAGAAUAUCAUCAAAGUCAUCAACUCACCGUAAACAGAGUUCUACAAAACAGAUCACAUUCCCUCUACCGCCUAUUGAUACAUCCAAAGAGCGACUUGGCAACCAUCAAAAAUUGUGGCGUCCAUACAGUUCAAGACCGUCAAUAAUAACAAAAUCAAUAGCGAAUUCUUCAAGUAUACUGACAAGAGCUUGUUCGACUUUAUUAAUUCAAACUCCUGAAAUGUGUAGUGAUGCUUGUUCAGUAAAAAUAAAUCCUGCCAUUUUCAUCGGUUCAACCACGAACUGCUUGAGAAGUAAUGAUUCAGUAUCACAUUGA
Molecule: messenger RNA, 3714 nt
Organism: Trichobilharzia szidati
Lineage: Eukaryota; Metazoa; Platyhelminthes; Trematoda; Strigeidida; Schistosomatidae
Source: the annotation of a GenBank genome assembly